UCUACAUCCUCACCCACCGCCCACGGACUAAACAUUUACUCUACAAAUGUCUGAUGCAAACCCUGCCCAGAGUCCUCCAAAAUCCCCCGUGUUUGUCAGAGUCGAUCCCCAGAAACUGGUGCCAAGCGAAGGCGCGAUCCGCGCUGCGAAGCUGAGAUCAAACUCGAUAGCUGUGCCCGACGACGAGGCUGUGAAUGCUGGAGUCAGUGCUGCGGAUAAGGCAAACUGGGGACCGACUACGUGGCAUUCAAAGCCUAUUGUUCAGGAUGUCGUGUAUGAUAACGAGAAGGCGGUAGAGAAGGCUUUGGAAAAGCUUGAGGCGCUUCCACCGCUAGUCAGUCCUUACGAGAUCAACAAGCUACAAGACCUCCUGCGCGAUGCCGCAUUAGGGAAAGCAUUCGUUCUGCAAGGUGGAGACUGCGCCGAGCUAUUCGACUAUUGCUCUCAGGACCGUAUUGAGUCAAAGAUGAAGAUUUUACUUCAAAUGUCACUGGUACUCAUUUGGGGCGCAAAACUUCCUUUGGUCAGAAUAGCUCGAAUUGCUGGACAGUUUGCAAAGCCCCGCUCGAAGUUGACCGAGGAAGUCGAUGGCAAGACUAUACCUUCGUUCAGAGGUGACAAUAUCAACGGCUUUGAUCCUGCUGAUCGCACCCCAGAUCCAUCUAGACUGGUUAGUGCAUACUUCCACUCUGCUGCUACUUUGAACUACAUCAGAUCCUGUCUCUCGUCCGGGUUUGCGGAUCUCCACAGACCUUUUGACUGGUCGCUGUCCCAUGUCCAAUCCAGCACCAUCAAAGAGCGUUACGCAUCCCUCGUGAAGUCGAUUACCGAAGGUCUCUCGUUUAUGAAGACAGUGGGUGUUGAAUCUUCGACUCUCAACACGGUUGAUCUGUUCACAUCGCACGAAGGAUUGCUGCUAGAGUUUGAGCAAAGUCUGACAAGAAAACUUCGUGAUCCGAGAGAUGGAGUUGAGAAAUGGUACAACACUUCUGCCCAUUUCCUGUGGAUAGGAGACAGGACUAGACAGCUUAAUGGUGCCCAUGUCGAGUACUUUCGAGGAAUUAUGAACCCGAUCGGUAUGAAAGUCGGUCCGUCAAUGACUGCCAAGGAGCUUGUCGAUGCACUUGAUAUUCUUGAUCCAGACAAUAUCGUCGGUAAGGUUACUCUUAUCUCUCGGUAUGGAGCGGGUAAGGUCGAGCAAAUGCUGCCGGCACACAUAGAGGCCGUCAAAAAGACAAAGCACAAAGUCGUUUGGAUGUGCGACCCAUGCCAUGGCAACACGAAAACUUCAGAAAUCAGCGGGCUGAAGACUAGAGAUUUUGAGGAUAUCAUGUCUGAGGUCGCAUCUUCCCUUCAAGUCCAUAAAACUGCAGGAUCCCAGCUUCAUGGAAUUCACCUCGAGCUGACUGGUGACGCAGUGACCGAGUGUAUUGGUGGCUCUGAAAUGUUGACCCAUGAAGAUCUGGAGAUUCGUUACGAUACUGUCUGCGAUCCUCGCUUGAGCGAGAGUCAAUCCCUGGAUGUCGCGUUCUUGAUUGCGGACUGGUUCCAGCAAGGCAAGAUGAUGUCCAUUGCCGAGCAGACUUCGUGAGGUCGUGUCUGGGAGAAUUGUAUAUAUCCACUAAAAUGUAUAUUGAGAAAAGCUUCACUUUGAUAUUCUAAUGUUUAAUGAACUCUUUAUUUGAUUAUAAAUGG
Myxozyma melibiosi is the source of this 1695-nucleotide messenger RNA. Its product is annotated as DAHP synthetase. The coding region runs from base 47 to 1591 and encodes 514 amino acids. Gene Ontology annotation, biological process: aromatic amino acid biosynthetic process. The transcript is spliced from 11 exons. Gene Ontology annotation, molecular function: 3-deoxy-7-phosphoheptulonate synthase activity. Lineage: Eukaryota; Fungi; Ascomycota; Lipomycetes; Lipomycetales; Lipomycetaceae. The record is from RefSeq and is a predicted model, not a curated record.